AACGUCUGUUGGCUACCCGGGAGCUUUGUGCCAUGCACCUACUCUUUUAACAAAUGUAUAUCCAUCUACACUGAAAAAGAACUGAUUUACAUAAUGGCAUCUAGUGAACAAGUGCCUGCAGUACUCGCACGAUCAGAAAUAGCCCGGAGAAGAUUCGAGCAAAAGCUAGAACAAAACGAGGUGUAUGCUCAAGGGAGGCGGAAGUUUCAUGCGCGAGAAUGUGAGGUGACUCGACGAAAACCGUUUCAGCCUGUGUUGUUCCACAAUUUUACAACCCCGGAUCAUGUUGUUCUGCAUUCGACAGCACGAGCUGAAGAGCGGAGGAAGUUUGAUGAACUUUUGGAUGAGAAAAACAGAGAAAAAAUUAAAGUGGCUGAGAAGGAACGAAUUCGUCGUGAAGAAGCGGAAAAGGAAGCGCUGAAAACGUAUCGACAACGUCUUGAAUUUAAGGCCCGUCCUUUGCCUGGUGUGUACAGGGGUGAACCGUAUCGAGUGCUACCUUCUGCUAAAGAGCUCACGGUGCCCACGACUCCAGUUGUUCUUAAAAGGAGUAAUUCCAAAUAACGCGAAAUUAUAGCCUUUACUCGCAUAACGCUACUAACCUGUUGCUUAUGUUAAUAUCUUGUGAACAUCAGUAUUAUCACAGUUGGACUAUUUAUUUGAAUAAACAAAAUCUUGUUUAAGAAGCUUUUU
Messenger RNA from Varroa destructor (honeybee mite), 693 nucleotides. RefSeq lists its product as uncharacterized. Lineage: Eukaryota; Metazoa; Arthropoda; Arachnida; Mesostigmata; Varroidae. The record is from RefSeq and is a predicted model, not a curated record.